AUGUUUUAUCGCACAAGCAAGUUUGUUCCUAUACACUCAAUUCUAAUAAUGGGAAGAAGUAAAUUACAAAUAUAUGGUCCAAAUGGUGAAAUUUAUCAACCUACAUUAAAACUUCAAUCAAAUACUAAUCCUGAAAAAGAUGCUGAAGAACUUUAUCAAGCAAUGAAAGGAUGGGGAACUGAUGAACAUCGUAUCAUUAAUGUUUUGGGUUAUCGUAAUUCUAUUCAACGAAUUCAAAUACGAGAAACGUUUAAAGCAAUGUAUGGAAAGGAUUUAAUAGAUGAAUUAUCUAGUGAAACAAGCGGUCAUUUUAAAAAACUACUUAAAAUGUUAUUAACUGAUAUAGAUAUAGUGAAUGCACGUGCAUUAUAUAAAGCAAUUAAUGGUGCAGGUACUGAUGAAGAAACAAUUAUUGAAGUUUUAUGUACAUCAACUAAUACUGAAAUUGAAAAUAUUAAACAAGCUUAUCAAUAUGUUCUAAAGGCUUAUGGAGUCAGCGAUCCUAGAAGAACUUUAGAAAGUGAUGUUCAAAAUGAUUUAAGUGGACAUUUUCAAAAUCUAGUCGUUGCAUUACUUCAAGCUAGUCGUGAUGAAAUUUCAUAUGAAGAUGUUGAAAAAAUUAGUACAAAAGGAUUGAAAAGUAUAGUGAAUAUGAAUCAAGUUGAACAAGAUGUUGAAGCACUAUGGGAUGCUGGUGAAGCGCAUCUAGGAACUGAUGAAUCUGCUAUCAUUCGAAUUGUAACCGGUCGAAAUGUUUGGCAUUUACAAGAGGUUGCUCGUCUGUUUGAAAAGAAAUAUGAUAAAACAUUGGUUGAUUCAUUAGCGUCUGAAACAUCUGGAGAUUUUGAAAGUGCUCUUUUAUUAACCUUAAAUACUUGUUUAAAUCGUCCAAAAGCUUAUUCUGAUUUAUUGCUGAAAGCAAUGAAAGGUGCCGGUACCGAUGAUUGUACACUAAUGCGUAUUAUUGUGACAAGAAGUGAGUUUGAUUUAGGAAGUAUUUGUUCACAAUUUCAUAAUGAUCAAGGUAGUUCACUUGAAGAUUGGAUACGUAGUGAAACAUCUGGUGAUUAUAGACGACUUCUAUUAGCAUUACUUGGUGCUGAUUGGCAAUAG
This is a messenger RNA of Schistosoma guineensis, 1113 nucleotides long. The record is from the annotation of a GenBank genome assembly. NCBI's taxonomy places the organism in Eukaryota, Metazoa, Platyhelminthes, Trematoda, Strigeidida, Schistosomatidae.